This is a messenger RNA of Sorghum bicolor (sorghum), 1292 nucleotides long. RefSeq names its product protein DETOXIFICATION 27. The transcript has 7 exons. Gene Ontology annotation, molecular function: antiporter activity; xenobiotic transmembrane transporter activity. NCBI's taxonomy places the organism in Eukaryota, Viridiplantae, Streptophyta, Magnoliopsida, Poales, Poaceae. Gene Ontology annotation, biological process: xenobiotic detoxification by transmembrane export across the plasma membrane. Gene Ontology annotation, cellular component: membrane. The record is from RefSeq and is a predicted model, not a curated record. The coding region runs from base 7 to 1179 and encodes 390 amino acids.
CUUGGCAUGGCGAGUGCGCUGGAGACAUUAUGCGGCCAAGCCUACGGUGCAAAGCAGUACUCGAUGAUGGGCACCUAUCUCCAGCGCUCAUGGCUCGUCCUCCUCGCCUUCGCGGUGCUCCUUGCUCCGACGUACAUCUUCAGCGGGCAGCUGCUCAUGGUCCUGGGCCAGCCCGCCGAGCUGUCUCGCGAGGCGGGCUUGCUCGGCAUGUACCUGCUCCCGCUGCACCUCAUGUUUGCCAUCCAGCUGCCGCUCAACAAGUUCUUGCAGUGCCAGCGCAAGAACUGGGUCAUCGCGCUGUCCUCGGUGCUGGGUUUCCCGGUGCACGUCGUGGCGACCUGGCUGCUGGCGCAGCGCUUUCAGCUUGGCGUCCUGGGCGCAGCGAUGUCACUCAACCUGUCCUGGGCGCUCAUCACGGGCCUGCAGCUCGCGUACGCUGUUGGCGGUGGGUGCCCAGAGACGUGGAGAGGGUUCUCGUCGUCGGCAUUCAUGGGCUUGAAGGACUUCGUCAGCUUGUCCGUCGCGUCGGGAGUCAUGACGUGCUUGGAGAGUUGGUACUACCGGUUAUUGAUUUUCCUAACGGCGUACGCGAAGAACGCAGAAUUGGCUGUGGAUGCACUGUCUAUCUGCUUGAGUUGGGCUGGAUGGGAGAUGAUGAUUCAUUUCGGGUUCUUAGCAGGCACUGGGGUGAGGGUUGCCAAUGAGCUAGGCGCCAAUAAUGGACGAGCUGCAAAGUUUGCGACGAUCGUGUCCACGACGACAUCAUUCCUGAUCUGCCUCUUAAUUAGUUCACUCGCACUCAUUUUCCAUGACAAACUCGCAAUACUGUUCACGUCUAGUGAGGCUGUGAUCGAUGCAGUUGACGGUAUUUCUGUUCUGCUAGCCCUCACCAUCCUCCUCAAUGGCAUCCAACCUGUGCUAUCCGGAGUUGCCGUUGGUUCAGGGUGGCAAGCGCUAGUUGCGUAUGUGAACAUUGGGAGCUACUACAUUAUCGGUGUUCCUUUCGGUGUUCUGCUAGCAUGGGGUUUCCACUACGGGGUCCUUGGCAUUUGGGUUGGAAUGAUCGGUGGCACGAUGGUGCAAACUCUGAUUCUUUCAUUUAUCACCUUACGAUGCGACUGGAAUGAAGAGGCACUGAAAGCUUCUAGCAGAAUGCGGACAUGGAGCAGCUCCAAGUGAAGCAUCAGCCGCUAUGGAUGAAUAUAUAUCAGGGAGGCGCGUUGAGUAGUAAUAAUUCAGAGGAUUUCAGAAUUUAUUAUUGUGGCCGUCAUUUGUUAGUUAUCAUCAAUCCC